AGUGACUGCGGACUUCCCCAAAGUUCACUUUUUGGAGUUCAGCUGCAAUGCAACUUUAGGUUUUGGCCACGCAGCCGACAAUGAUGACAGGGUAUCGCCUACUUUAUUUUUAAGUAAAAAUAAAAAUAAAAAUGCAUAUGUUAGCAGGUUUGUUAAAUAAGAAAAAUUGGCACCGAGAAAUGGACUGGCGGUGGACUGUUUUUACCCUGAUCCUAAACUUUCACUUCACCUACGGGUCCCCGUCUUAUUAUGACUUAUUCCACGGGUCUGCGCACACCGGAGAGGUCCACAGACACAGAAAUAGGAACUGGUGCGCCUAUGUGGUGCAGAGGAACGUGAGCUGCGUGGUGCAGGGGAAUGGGGCGAGCUUCCAGGAGCCUGUGGUGGCCCCCUGCCCGGCCUACCAGCCCGAUUGCCAGCAACAAGUGACAUACCAAACACGGUUUAGACCCACGUACAAGAUUGCCUUCAGAACAGUUACUCAGUUAGAGUGGAAAUGCUGUCCUGAGUACCGAGGUCCAAACUGUAAGGAUUUAAAGCCACCCACAGAUCGGCAAACGGUGCAGGGAGCAUCGUCUUACCUCCACCCAAAUCCUGGAUACUCACCCAGACACACACAGAGGGCUGAGAGGAGGGAGACUCCACAUUAUGAGACUCAACAUGGCGUCACGGAUAAGGUGCGUUUUCUCGAACGUGAAGUUCAGCGUCUGUCCCAGACGGUCUUGGAUCUUCAAUCCACUCUAACAGGAUUAGCCGCCAACCUCCGCACAGACCUUCAGGAUGACACAAAAAAGAUGCUGGAGACACUCCUGAACAACAUGCGUCCUCCGGAAACUAGCAGCAAUGCAGAGGAAACUCCAGUGGUGAUAGAUGGGCAUCAGGCGACCAGGGGAGGGAUUGGUGGAGAGAAAACCCUUGAGAAAAUUGAAGCUCGCUUAGAUGAUAUUGACAAUGCUCUACGAAACAAGGAUGAAGCUUUGGAAGAUCUAAGGGGAAUCACAUUAAGUCACGAGGGACAGAUACGUGUCUUAAUGGAUGCCUCUCAGUCUCAGACUACAGCCAUAGUUGAUUUUGAAGGCAUACAAACCUAUGUUGAUGGAAAAAUUGAAAAACUGAUGAAGGAGCUAGAUGAGAAUGUGGAGGAACAAAUGGUCAAGUUACAGAACCUUUGUGAUGACAAGAUCUCGGCGGUGCAAAAGACUUGUGAAGACAGCCACGACCAAGUUGGUGUCAAGUUGAGCAAGCUUCUGGAGAGCAAAGAGGCUGACCUGAGAAAAGAGAUCCGAACAAUACGUUUGAACAUGGCUGCCUCGGAUGGACCUGUGCAGACUUCAAGACAGACAGGACCAUCUGAACAGAAGGACAACAAUGACCAUAAAGACAUAUGGCGCGAAAUUGAUCGCAUAGCAGAGGCUCAUCGAAUCCUUAACGUCCGUUUUGACAACGAACUAGGCCACUUAUCUUCCCUUCAGGAAAUUGGUGAUUUAGGUGUACUAAUUCAAGAGCUGGAGGCUCGUGUGAAUAUUACUGAACAAAAUGCAGAAACUCAUUGUUUCUACAUUGAAGAUAAGCUAACACGGAUAAUUGCAGAUGAAGUGGAAGCACUCCGGCAACUGCUGGAUCAGCGCCUGAUGACGGCUGAGGACCAGUUCACAAACAUCCUGGUGGAAAUGAGCAACAACUCCUUUCCAAGAGUGUCUGGCGACUCAACAGGUGCCCUCGAGACAGAGGUCAACAAUAACAAACUCCUUCUGAAGGGGUUGAAUCAGAAAGUCAAGGCUGUUGAAGACUUGUGCUCUGCUGGAUGUUCGGGCUCUAAAAUUACAACUGAUCAAGGUAGAAUUGCACCCAUGCCCGGCCGUGUAGAAAACAUUGUGACGGACCUGAAUCGUUACAGGAAUGACUUGGAUGUUCUUCACGCAGAUGUUAGUUCCAACACAGAGAAGCUCAAGCAACUGGAGAACCUCUUUAAAAGUCAGCCAAUUGGAAAUGAGAGACAAGUAAAGACCACAGAGGAUUUCCAAAAGGGACUGAUAAAUCUCCAGGAUAAUGUUCUUGCUUUGGCUGGUGCAGUUACCGGUCUAACUGACUCCAUGAGUAAAUCCAACCAGGAUAUCCAACGUAUAAGCUCAACGUGCUGUAAUGCAGAAGUGACUGGCCACGGAAUGCCAUUACAGCCCAACUUAGCUUCUGUUGAUGUUACCAGCCGUCAGAUACAAGAGCUGAAGAACAGACUUGAUACACUUAACACACAGGUAUCUUCUGAACUGAACAAUUGUAGGCAAAAUACUGAUGGGAUCUCAGCUAUAGGUGGACGUGUAAGCCGGCUCGAAAAUAUUUGUGGGAGGUUGGAUGGAGUUUCUGUUAAUAUCAGAGAAUUGAAAAAUGGACUGGAGCAACAUGUUGGGGGCCUGCAGAACUGUGUCCAAAGGAUGAACGCAACUUGUGGAAAUCACGGAGCAGAAAUCACCUCGCUGUCGAAUUCCUUGCGGAAGCUCCAGGCACAGAUGUCCAUGAUAACUAAGCAUGUUUUGAAGGAUGUUGCUGCUAAAGAACCAGGUAAGACGUUUUUUUAAUAGCAUCUCUGGUAU
This is a messenger RNA of Poecilia latipinna (sailfin molly), 2591 nucleotides long. Its product is annotated as EMILIN-2-like. The record is from RefSeq and is a predicted model, not a curated record. Bases 132 to 2576 code for a protein of 814 amino acids. Gene Ontology annotation, molecular function: protein binding. Lineage: Eukaryota; Metazoa; Chordata; Actinopteri; Cyprinodontiformes; Poeciliidae. The transcript has 4 exons.